Messenger RNA from Dentiscutata erythropus, 450 nucleotides. The record is from the annotation of a GenBank genome assembly. Lineage: Eukaryota; Fungi; Glomeromycota; Glomeromycetes; Diversisporales; Gigasporaceae.
AUGUGCAUAGCCUGGAUUUCCAAGUUGUCAAAAAUAUUUAAAAAAAAACCUCAGAAAAUUUCAGACUUUGCUGGUGCAAACUUUGUUUGGCCUCCAACAAUGAAUGUUCAUGAGUAUGGUCUAGUUUUUGAUUACAUUAUUGAUCCUGAGUGGAACCCAUAUAUUACUUAUUCAUGGAAAUAUGGAAAUGAGAUAUCAUCAGAAGAAUAUGAAAAACUUAUGAAAGAAUAUCCAGGAUGUUUCUAUAUACCCAUUGUUGAGUAUCCUGUUGUAAUAUGCAAAUUCACAAUAAAUUAUGAUCAUACAAGAAAAGAGCGGCAGGAAGGUUGGCAAUUACAUACUACUUAUUCUGUUGAAUAUGGUAAUGGUGUAAAAAUUAUUAAAGUUUCAAGAUCCUGGUCUGGUUUGUAUGCUUAUAUGAUGGGACCAAUUGGCCAAACUGGAUUAUGA